AUGUCAACCACCGACGAAACCUUACAAUCUUCCACAGCAUUUGUCACUAAUAAUGAUUUGACACCAGAAUUAACCGAAGAACAAAAACUGCGUAAUAAAUAUGGUGGUGCACUUCCUCGACAACAAAAUAUGCUACAAAAAAAACUUCUUUCGAAAGGAGGAGCUCCAAAAUACUUUGAUUCUGGCGAUUAUAAUAUGGCCAAAGCUCAAGGUAAAAUGAAUGCUGGUAAACCGGAUGCGAUUAAAAAAACAUCAGUGCCCGAAACUGUUACGGGUCAUGAAAUUCCAACACCCGAAACCGUUUUACCAAGAAAAUUAUCUUGUGCGGCAGCAUCGUCAGUUACGAGUAUUGGAACUAAUCUACUUGGUGGUACAUCUCAAAUUUUACAACAACAUCAACAACAGACACGUACAACCAACACCCUUUCAUCACUUAAUUAG
Messenger RNA from Didymodactylos carnosus, 441 nucleotides. NCBI's taxonomy places the organism in Eukaryota, Metazoa, Rotifera, Eurotatoria, Philodinida, Philodinidae. The record is from the annotation of a GenBank genome assembly.